Messenger RNA from Xenopus laevis (African clawed frog), 2228 nucleotides. It is a transcript of the gene tgm3l.7.S, whose product is annotated as transglutaminase 3 like, gene 7 S homeolog. The coding region runs from base 84 to 2213 and encodes 709 amino acids. The transcript has 13 exons. NCBI's taxonomy places the organism in Eukaryota, Metazoa, Chordata, Amphibia, Anura, Pipidae. The record is from RefSeq and is a predicted model, not a curated record.
UAAAAGGUGAGAUGAGCCUCGAGACUCGGUAUUCCGUCUUGCAAUACAAAUUGGCAUCUUGAACUGAGUUUGAAGGCGGCAACAUGACAUCCCUUGUGCUGAGAAGUGCAGAUCUUCAGCAAACAUCCAAUGCAGCUCUUCAUAACACCAGUGAAUAUGUCUCCAAAGUCCCCAUUCUGAGAAGAGGUCUGCCGAUGAAGGUGACCUUGACAUUCAGUCGAGAUUUACAAAGCACAGAGAAUCUGGCCUUAGUGGUGGAAACAGGUCCAUCUCCUUCAGAAAGCACAAACACAAGGGCUGUAAUGCCAGUAUCCAGUUCUCCAAGCACCAAUACCUGGAGUGCCACCCGUGUAUCAAGCAGCGCUGGAACUAUGACUGUAUCUAUCAAUAUUGCUGUCAAUGCUGUCAUCGGACCUUACAAGAUUACUGCUCAAAUCACAAGUGCAGGGAGCACAAGCAAUUACGAUGUUGGAAAAUGUAGUGUCAUCUUUAAUCCUUGGACAUCAGGUGAUGAAGUAUACAUGAGUAAUGAUGCAGAAAAAAGGGAAUAUGUUCUCAAUGAAAAUGGAAUAAUAUUCAACGGAAGUGCAAGUUAUCGAUGGAGCAGAAUGUGGGAUUUUGGCCAGUUUGAAGAAGGAGUAAUGGACAUUUGCUUCCAGUUGCUACAGCAGAGUCCGGAAUACAAAGCAGACCGUGCUACACAUGUCUCAAAAUGUAAUGACCCUAUCUAUGUCUCAAGGAUUUUAAGUGCUAUGGUUAAUAGCCAAGAUGACAGGGGAGUAAUAGUGGGGAACUGGAGUGGAGAUUACUCAGGAGGUGAAAAUCCAACUUCGUGGAAUGGAAGUGUUGCCCUCCUUCGAAGCUGGAGUCAAUAUGGACCUGUUAGAUUUGGACAGUGCUGGGUGUAUGCUGGAGUACUUUGUACUGUACUGCGAUGCCUGGGGAUACCUGCCCGUGUGAUAACAAACUUUGAGUCGGCUCAUGACACCAAUAACAACCUAGUGAUUGAACAAUAUUAUGAUACAUAUGGAAGAAGUCUAGGAUCCCCUGACAGCGUGUGGAAUUUCCAUGCUUGGGUUGAAGGAUGGUUUAAGAGACAAGAUUUAGGUUCAAGAUAUGAUGGAUGGCAGAUUCUGGAUGCCACCCCACAGGAACCAAGUGGAGGCAGCUAUCGUCUUGGGCCGACUUCCCAAAAAGCUGUAAAAGAGGGAGAUGUGAACCUACCGUUUGAUGGACCAUUUGUACUGGCUGAAGUUAAUGCAGACAGAGUAAGCUAUAGCAGAAUGUGGGAUGGAUCAUUAAGCACUCUUUAUACUGAUACUUACUCAGUUGGGCAAUACAUAUCUACCAAAGCAGUUGGAACUUUCUUCCGUCAUGAUGUUACAAAUGAGUACAAAUAUCCAGAAGGGUCCAAAGAAGAAAGGGAUAUGUUUCAAAAAGCUCAGACAUUGUUGGCAAGACCAAUCACGCUUGCUAGCAUAAGACUGAAUGGAAGAGAAUCAUUUCACAGCAGUGCACCAUUGCGAGCCACACUAGCAGAAGAGUCAUCCGUCCAGGAAGCACCAAAACCUGAAAUCACUGGGGCCUUCAACAUAAGUGGGGAGCCACAGGUUGGAGAAGACUUCACAGUAACUCUGAAACUAAAAAAUCCUUCCUCUGGCAAAAAGCAAGUGAAUGCCAAGUGGUGUCUUACCGCAAUUGUAUAUAACAGAACUCCAGUGAAAGAAAUACUAAACGGUUCACAGUCGGUCACAUUGGCUCCUAAUGAAGAGAAAGCUAUAGAGAUCCCAGUACAGUACUCUCAGUAUGAAAAUGCCAUAACACCUGACAAUAUGAUCCAAGCCACCGCAGUUUGUCUUGAAGAAAAUGGAGGAAGUUUGUUGGUUGAUUCAGUUAUCACCUUGAAGAAUCCACCUCUCCAGCUAAAGGUCACUCAACGUGUUGUUUUGGGCAAAACUGUCACUGUGAACAUCAUUUUCACAAAUCCGAUUUCAGAGAAUAUUACAAAAUGUGUGGCAAUCUUAGAGGGCAGCGGCGUUCUGAAGAAGCCUUUUCGUGUUACUUUGCCAAAUCUGAAAGCCAAUCAGAGAGUAACAACCGAAGUCGAACUUACCCCAUACAGAAAGGGCAAAAGAGGCAUCAUUGUUGGUUUCUCCUGUGACAAAUUCUCUGAUGUGAAGGGUUUCCAGACUAUUGAUGUGGCAGCAGCUUAGUACUGACAGUGGUAC